CCAGUCAAACUUGCUAAAGUCCUGAAGGUUCUCGGACGUACUGGGUCCCAGGGACAGUGCACACAGGUAUCCAUUAUUCGCAACGUUAAGGGCCCAGUCCGCGAGGGUGAUAUUUUGACACUUCUGGAGUCUGAGAGAGAAGCUAGAAGAUUAAGAUAA
Candidula unifasciata is the source of this 159-nucleotide messenger RNA. The record is from the annotation of a GenBank genome assembly. Lineage: Eukaryota; Metazoa; Mollusca; Gastropoda; Stylommatophora; Geomitridae.